This is a messenger RNA of Galeopterus variegatus (Sunda flying lemur), 2046 nucleotides long. RefSeq names its product mitogen-activated protein kinase 15 (gene MAPK15). The record is from RefSeq and is a predicted model, not a curated record. The transcript is spliced from 14 exons. The coding region runs from base 164 to 1849 and encodes 561 amino acids. Gene Ontology annotation, biological process: protein phosphorylation; intracellular signal transduction. Gene Ontology annotation, cellular component: nucleus; cytoplasm. Gene Ontology annotation, molecular function: MAP kinase activity; ATP binding. NCBI's taxonomy places the organism in Eukaryota, Metazoa, Chordata, Mammalia, Dermoptera, Cynocephalidae.
CCACCUCCCCUUGCUUCGCAUCGCCCCCUCUGGAAGGUGCCAGAGUCCUGGGCAACCUGGAAUUGCGGGGUCCAGAGCUCCAGGCCUCACCACACUCGUGUCCCCUCCCAGGACCCAGAGUAGCCUGGAAGGAGUAGCCUCUUGUCUUCAGGGCGCAAUCUGGAUGGUCAGGGGAUGGCUGGGCAGGAGCUGGCCCUGUCCUCAGCAGGCUGACCGUGCUCUUCCCCAGGCCUAUGGCAUUGUGUGGAAGGCAGUGGAUCGGAAGACUGGUGAGGUCGUGGCCAUCAAGAAAAUCUUUGAUGCCUUCAGGGAUAAGACGGAUGCCCAGAGAACGUUCCGGGAAAUCAUGCUCCUCCAGGAGUUUGGGGACCAUCCCAACAUCAUCCGCCUCCUUGAUGUGAUCCGGGCAGAGAAUGACAGGGACAUUUACCUGGUGUUUGAGUCUAUGGACACUGACCUCAACGCUGUCAUCCGAAAGGGUGGACUGCUGCAGGACGUCCACAAGCGCUACAUCUUCUACCAGCUCCUGCGGGCCACCAAGUUCAUCCACUCAGGGCACGUCAUCCAUCGGGACCAGAAGCCGUCCAACGUUCUCCUGGAUGCCAGCUGCUUGGUGAAGCUCUGCGACUUUGGCCUGGCCCGCUCCCUGAGCAACCUCCCUGAGGGACCUGAGGGCCAGGCCCUGACAGAGUACGUGGCCACACGCUGGUACCGAGCUCCAGAGGUGCUACUGUCCUCGCGCUGGUACACCCCCAGGGUGGACAUGUGGAGUCUGGGCUGUAUCCUGGGGGAGAUGCUGCGAGGGAGGCCCCUGUUCCCGGGCACGUCCACACUUCACCAGCUGGAGCUGAUCCUGGAGACCAUCCCUCUGCCAUCCGAGGAGGACCUACUAGCCCUCGGCUCAGGCUACAGCGCCUCCAUUCUGCAUCGCCUGGGGUCCCAGCUGCCCUGCAGGCCAAAGCAGACGCUGGACGCCCUCCUGCCGCCAGACACCCCCCCAGAGGCCCUGGACCUCCUCAGGCGACUCCUGGUGUUUGCCCCGGACAAGCGGCUUAGUGCGGCGCAGGCACUGCAGCACCCCUACGUGCGGAGGUUCCACGGCCCCGACCGCGAGUGGACACGGGAGGCGGAUGUGCGGCUCCCAGUGCAUGAAGGAGUCCAGCUCUCUGCACCCGAGUAUCGCAGCCUCCUCUACCAGAUGAUCCUGGAGCGCAGGGCCACCGGCCGAGUCCCAAGAGAGGAGGGCCUGGAGGGCGCCUCCCAGGGGACAGAGCCCAAAGCCUUUCGGCCCCGGGCGCACCCACUCAAGACAAGAGUGGUCCACCAGCUCCCCUCGGGGAUGCCUGCAUGGAACCCUGGACCAAGGCCUCAGAGUAGCCCUGGACACGACCCAGAGCAGGACGCUGAGCAUGAAGCCCCCAGUGCAGCCAAGAACAUUCCUGGACAGAACUCUGCCUCCCCGCUCCAACCUCUGCCCCCAGGGAGGCUGGAAAGGCCCCCUGGGGUGACGGCGGAGUUCCCCCUGGCACGCUCAUGGGUACACCCAAGCGGGAGAGGGGCGGUGCCCUCCUUGACCUCACAGGUGGCAGCCCAGGUGGCCCACCAGGCCCUGAUCCGCGGUGGCCGUAACCGGGACAGUGGGGUGAAGGCUGACGGAGCACGACGGGCUCCUGCCCAGCUUCCCCAGGACGCCCAGCCCAAGCCCCGGCCAGGCCGGAGGAUGUUCAGCACCUCAGUCUCGCAGGGGGCCCUGGGGGCCACCAGGGCUGCGCUGGGAGGCUACUCCCAAGCCUAUGGUACCAUCUGCCACUCGGCACUGGGCCACCUGCCCCUGCUCCCAAGACCCUGAGCGUGAGCCACCCUACCCCCCUUCAGCCCAGCUUCACCCCAAUUCCAGCCCCUGCCCCUCAACUCGCUGCCCCUCCCUCAGUCCCCAGCCCCGUUGUCUCUUCCCCAGACCCCAGCGUGCCUCAGCCCUCCUCCCCUGUGCCUGACCACGUUCAUGCUCCAGAAGACUUGUCUGGGCCUCUCUGGGGUGCAGAUGAG